AUGCAUCGCCUCCACCUCAUCACCCAGGCCAAAGGCAUACCUUUGUCCUACCUCUUCACCCCAUCCAAUCAGGGAUCAAUUGAGUUUUCAAGAAGGCACCUGAAAUACUACCCUCCAGCUGCUACCUCAAAGCCUCCGCGCAUGUUUCUCCUCUGUGACCCUCCCUUCUCCAACACGGGCACCCGCGCCUACCAGCACUGCCCCUGUGGCGCCCCGGGCUCCACUUUUCUCUCUGUGCAGUCUGCCCUGUGGCCAACCCUGGCCGCUCUGGCCCUGCUGAGCAGCGUCGCCGAGGCCUCCCUGGGCCCCGGGCCCCGCAGCCCCGCCCCGCGCCUCGGCCCCGCCCCGGCCCCGGCGGCCCCCACCGGCCACACUGCCGGGUAGGGAGAAGGCGAGGGGGGCGGGGCGGGACCGGCCCGGGACCCCAUCGAGUGACUCCAUCUCAUUGCAGGGGGCCGCCAGCCUCGCACGUGCGGCGGAAGAGCUCGGCGGCCGCCCCGCCCCAGCCUCCCCGGCCCGAGCCCCAAGCCACCUGCGCCCUCGCCCGCGCCUCCCCGCGGGGGCCGCGCGGCGCGGGCCGGCCGCGCGAGCUGGGGGAGUCGCGCGCGGACCGCGGGGGCGCGGGGCUGCCGCCUGCGGUCGCAGCUGGUGGCCUGCGCGCCGCUCGGCCUGGGCCACAGCUCCGACGAGCUGGUGCGUUUCCGCUUCUGCAGCGGCUCCUGCCGCCGCGCGCGCUCCCCGCACGACCUCAGCCUCCAGCUGCUGGGCGCCGGGGCCCUACGGCCGCCCCCGGGCUCGCGCCCCGUCAGCCAGCCGUGCUGCCGACCCACGCGCUACGAGGCGGUCUCCUUCAUGGACGUCAACAGCACCUGGAGGACCGUGGACCGCCUUUCCGCCACUGCCUGCGGGCUGCCUGGGCUGAGACCUCGCUCUCAGGGGUUUGCGGACUGUACCCUACCCGCGGAUCCUCGAACCUGGGGCCCUUCUCGCAGGAGCCGGCGGGUGGGGGGCCCUGGGCCAGAGAUGGAGGCCUCAGCCGGUCUUAGGGAGCUGCUCAUCAGCGCCACCCGCGAGUCUGUCCCGGUCGCCCGCAGAACGUCUGGGGCUGGCGGGGUUCGGCGGGUCCCCAGCCCACGUGCUCCCGACCUCCGCCGCAAGGCGCCGCCCUCCCGCUAG
Molecule: messenger RNA, 1176 nt
Organism: Lynx canadensis (Canada lynx)
Lineage: Eukaryota; Metazoa; Chordata; Mammalia; Carnivora; Felidae
Gene: ARTN
Product: artemin
Molecular function (GO): growth factor activity; glial cell-derived neurotrophic factor receptor binding; receptor tyrosine kinase binding
Source: RefSeq, a predicted model, not a curated record